AGUUGAAGAGGCGGCUGGUCUGGACUGGACUGGAGGGCCCCCUGUCUCCUAUGCAAACUUCUGGACCAUGAGCAGUGCCCUUAAAAGGACCAAGAGAGGCGCCCCCACUGAGGUGCUAGACUGGGUUCUUAGAGGGGCUCCCUGAGGAGGGGUUCUUCCCUGUACCGAAGUCACCAGCCGGGAGCAGGAGCAGGGCCCGGUCUUUGGGAAAUCUCCCAGGUCUGACCGGCCUGCGCGUGCCUCCCAUGAGCGGAGACUUCCCGAAGGAGUUCCUCGCAGGUGGAGACCUGGUGUCGCGAGGCCACAGUCGCCGCUGCCUGUCUGUGGACGAGUCCAGAGCCCAGCUGGAGGAGGAGGAGGAGGAGGAGGAGGAGGAGCAGGAGCAGGAGGGGAAAAAGAAGGAGGGAGAUGGCUUCCACGCUGUGCCCCUCCGAAGGUCGGGGGCUUUCCGUGCCCACAGCCACCACCCCUUCAAAAGACAUAGUUGGGGGCCAGACAGGGACCUCCAGGACCCACUGAGCAGGAGCAAACUGCAGACAUCGGGAUGCACGUGCCCUCAGGAGCCCCCCUUACUGCGGAGCCGAGAGGAGCUGGAUGCCUUCCUGGAAUUGCAGCACCAAGGUGGCCGGCCCUCCCGCGUGGGUCAGAGCUGCUGUCAUCCAUCCGUUGGCCCUUUGGACCGUUCGGCCACGGGCGUGCUUUCCAAGUCUGCGUCCAUGAGUGGCAUCAGUUGUUUCUUGGGCUGUUCCGACCCGGCUGGGAAUUUAUGCCAGCCCUCCGCCACUGACCUCAGCCGAAGCUGUAGCCAACUGGAAGGGGGCUCAGGUACCUGGGUGGACUCCCCCCUGCGCCGGACCCUCAGUCUCCUCCUGGGCAUGACCGGAAAGGCCAAGACCCGCGAGAAGGAGAAGAUGAAGGAAGCCAAGGAUGCCCGCUACACCAACGGGCACCUCUUCACCACCAUCUCCGUGUCGGGCAUGACCAUGUGCUAUGCCUGCAACAAAAGCAUCACGGCCAAGGAAGCCCUCAUCUGUCCAACCUGCAAUGUGACUAUCCACAACCGCUGUAAAGACACCCUCGCCAACUGCACCAAGGUCAAGCAGAAGCAACAGAAAGCUGCCUUACUAAAGAACAGCACUGCCCUCCAGUCUGUUUCACUGCGCAGUAAGACCGCCCCCCGGGAGCGGCCGAGCUCCGCCAUCUACCCCUCCGACAGCUUCCGGCAGUCUCUGCUCGGCUCUCGCCGCGGCCGCUCCUCCCUGUCUUUAGCCAAGAGCGUCUCCACCACCAACAUCGCUGGACACUUCAGUGACGAGUCCCCCCUGGGGCUGCGCCGAAUCCUGUCCCAGUCCACAGACUCCCUCAACAUGCGGAACAGGGCCCUGUCCGUGGAGUCCCUCAUCGAUGAAGGUGCAGAGGUGAUCUACAGUGAGCUGAUGAGUGAUUUUGAGACGGACGAGAGGGACUUUGCGGCCGACUCCUGGAGCCUAGCCGUGGACAGCAGCUUCUUGCAGCAGCAGAAGAAGGAGGUGAUGAAACAGCAGGACGUCAUCUAUGAGCUCAUCCAGACUGAGCUGCACCACGUGCGGACGCUGAAGAUCAUGACGCGCCUCUUCCGCACGGGGAUGCUGGAAGAGCUGCAGCUGGAGCCCGGAGUGGUCCAGGGCCUGUUCCCUUGCGUGGACGAGCUCAGUGACAUCCACACACGCUUCCUGGGCCAGCUGUUGGAGCGUCGGCGCCAAGCCCUGUGCCCCGGCAGCACCAGGAACUUCGUCAUCCACCGCCUGGGGGACCUGCUCAUCAGCCAGUUCUCAGGUGCCAGCGCAGAGCAGAUGCGGAAGACCUACUCCGAGUUCUGCAGCCGCCACACCAAGGCCUUAAAGCUCUAUAAGGAGCUGUAUGCUCGGGACAAACGCUUCCAGCAGUUCAUUCGGAAGGUGACGCGUUCGGCCGUGCUGAAGCGGCACGGGGUGCAGGAGUGCGUCCUGCUGGUGACCCAGCGCAUCACCAAGUACCCGGUGCUCAUCAGUCGGAUCCUCCAGCACUCCCACGGGACUGAGGAGGAGCGCCAGGACCUGAGCACAGCCCUGGGGCUGGUGAAGGAGCUGCUAUCCAAUGUGGACCAGGACGUGCACGAGCUGGAGAAGGGAGCCCGCCUACAGGAGAUCUAUCACCGUAUGGACCCCCGGGCCCAGACCCCCGUGCCUGGCAAGGGCCCGUUUGGCCGAGAGGAGCUUCUGAGGCGCAGGCUCAUCCAUGAUGGUUGCUUGCUCUGGAAGACGGCGACGGGCCGCUUCAAAGAUGUGCUAAUGCUGCUGAUGACAGACGUACUGGUGUUCCUCCAGGAGAAGGACCAGAAGUACAUCUUCCCUGCCCUGGACAAGCCCUCGGUGGUAUCACUGCAGAAUUUGAUUGUACGGGACAUCGCCAACCAGGAGAAAGGGAUGUUUCUGAUCAGCGCAGCACCCCCUGAGAUGUAUGAGGUCCACACAGCAUCCCGGGAUGACCGCAGCACCUGGAUCCGAGUCAUUCAGCAGAGCGUGCGCGUAUGCCCAUCCAGAGAGGACUUCCCACUGAUUGAGACAGAGGAUGAGGCCUACCUACGUCGAAUCAAGACGGAGCUGCGACAGAAAGACCGGGCGCUGGCACAGCUGCUACAAGAGAAGGUUGGGCUGUUCGCCGAGAUGACCCAUUUCCAGGCGGAAGAUGAUGGUGGCGGGGUGACCCUGCCCACCCUGCCCAGGGGCCUUUUCCGCUCCGAGUCCCUGGAGUGCCCUCGCGGGGAGCGGCUGCUGCAGGAUGCCAUCCGUGAGGUGGAGGGCCUGAAGGACCUCCUGGUGGGGCCCGGCCUGGAGCUGCUCCUCACGCCCCGGGAACCAGCCUUGUCCGUGGACCCAGACGGCGGCGGGAGCACGAGUCCUGGGGUCACCGCCAAUGGUGAGGCCAGAACCUUCAAUGGCUCGACGGAGCUCUGCAGAGCUGACUCCGACUCCAGCCAGAAGGAUCGGAAUGGAAAUCAGCUGAGGGCUCCCCAGGAGGAAGCGUUACAGCGAUUGGUCAAUCUCUAUGGACUUCUGCACGGUCUCCAGGCGGCUGUGGCCCAGCAGGACACCUUGAUGGAAGCCCGCUUCCCCGAGGGCCCCGAGCGGCGGGAGAAGCUGACCCGAGCCAACUCCCGCGACGGGGAGCUCGGCCGCAGCGGGCCAGCCCCCGCGGCCCCCGACAAGCAGGCCACCGAGCUGGCCCUGCUGCAGCGUCAGCACGCGCUGCUGCAGGAGGAGCUGCGGCGCUGCCGGCGGCUGGGCGAGGAGCGCGCCACCGAGGCGGGCAGCCUGGAGGCCCGGCUCCGCGAGAGCGAGCAGGCCCGGGCCCUGCUGGAGCGCGAGGCCGAGGAGGCGCGCAGGCAGCUGGCCGCUUUGGGCCAUAGCGAGCCCCCUCCGGCCGAAGCCCCCUGGGCCCGCAGGCCCCUGGACCCUCGGCGCCGGAGCCUCCCGGCCGGAGACGCCCUCUACCUGAGUUUCACGCCCCCGCAGCCCAGCCGAGGCCACGACCGCCUGGAUUUGUCUGUGACCAUUCGCUCUAUCCAUCGACCCUUUGAGGACCGAGAGAGGCAGGAGCUGGGCAGCCCCGAGGAACGGCUGCAGGACAGCAGUGACCCCGACACGGGCAGCGAGGAGGAGGGGGGCAGCCGCCUGUCCCCUCCCCAUAGUCCGCGAGACUUCACCCGAAUGCAGGACAUCCCGGAAGAGACAGAGACUCGCGACGGGGAGCCUGUGGCUUCAGAGAGCUAAGGGGGCCCCUCCCCCGUCCUGUGCCCCCAUGAAGAACACACCGAGGGAGGCAAACUCUGGGGACUCCAAUCCGCCAAUGAUGAGGGAACAUUAGAACUGCUGAUUGUCCUUGCCGGCUCUUGGGCUCCUUGGACACCUGGGGCCGCCUAGGAAGCUGGAGGAAUUGGGCCGCAGUGCCCCCUGGUGGCAUCCAGAAGCUACACCACAGAUGCCAGUUUUUCAUGCCUUCUUCCCUCUACUUUAGGAAAAUUUAUUUAUUUAUUGUUUAUUAGUGACGCAGGGAGUGGGGAGAUUUAGAGCACCAGGGACAUGGGAACCAAGCCAUAGGGAUCAGGGGGCCUUGUCCUGUAACACUACUGGGGUUUAUUCAGGCUUAACCGUGCCGCUGCUGGGUUCUAACCCUGACGCCCCUCCUGGGCAACACCGUCUGUGAGGAGGGGCUGCACCGCAGGACCCUGCUGACCCCCCCCCCCCAAGAGGGGCUGUGGGCAGGGCCACGCCCCUCUCCCUCCCCCUCAGCGUCGCACUGCUCUUCUCCCUUGUCCAUCCUCCCCGGGAGCCCCAGGGAGACCGCCUGGCUUCCUGGCUUCCGGAGCUGAUGGAGGAGGGGCUGAGGUGGCCCUAACGGCUUUGCUGGGGGGUGAGGGGAAAACCCACGGGACCAGAAUGUUUUUUUGUUGUCGUUGUUUUCUUUUUUGUACCAAAGCCAACUGCACGUGUUUUCUAUUUUUAAGAGAUGAUUUUAGGCAAUUAGAAACCACAGCCUUCUAUCUCCGAUUAUCAGAAGAACUUGAGGGGUGGGGGGACCAUAUCCUCAUCUACAGUAAUGGGGGACCUAUUCUGACCUCUUCUCCAGCCGUUUGGGAAAAAUGUUCUAGGGUGAGUUGGGAAAUCUCCGUGAAGCCUGACCUCAUCCCCACCUCAGCAACCGGCACUGGAACCUCAGUGUGAAUUUUGGGGAUUUUUCAGUGGACCCCCAGUGCCCACCAGCCCCAGCCAUUUUCUGCCAAUUUGAUUGUUAAAAAAAGAAAAAAGAAAAAAAAAGAUAAAGCAGGGAAAAUUAAAGACCUGGAACCCCACAAA
Molecule: messenger RNA, 4874 nt
Organism: Acinonyx jubatus (cheetah)
Lineage: Eukaryota; Metazoa; Chordata; Mammalia; Carnivora; Felidae
Gene: ARHGEF2
Product: Rho/Rac guanine nucleotide exchange factor 2
Exons: 27
Coding region: 246-3791 (1181 amino acids)
Biological process (GO): positive regulation of neuron differentiation; actin filament organization; cell morphogenesis
Cellular component (GO): ruffle membrane; cytoskeleton
Molecular function (GO): guanyl-nucleotide exchange factor activity; microtubule binding
Source: RefSeq, a predicted model, not a curated record